CUGCGCGAGAGCGUUUGGUUGCGCCGAUUCAUUAUCAUCAUGCCCAUAGCGUCAGCCUCGCAGUCGGCGGCAGCACCGCCGUUGGGAAGGGCAUACUUCGCCGCGUAUCCCUUCGCCCAGCUGCUAGAGGAUUUCACCCCCGGCCACCAAAGGCCGGGGCUACCGAGACGUCUCUCCGGUGACAUGCGGUCCGGGGAGCUCAUCCUGCGCUGCGUUCUGCUCGGGGGCAACUGCGGCGAGAUGCCGGCACACUCGACCAGUCCCGGUCUGGUCAAGAUGGCCAAAGCAGGUGGAGGAGCUGGCGGUGGUGCAGGAGCCGGAGGAGGAGGGAUGGCGCAGGGACGACGAGUCAGGGUGAAGCAGGCUGCGCAUCGACCCCGAGAUGUCCGGACCAUCUUCCUCCAAGCGGAGGAUCCCAGAGUCCCGGAGGAGAAGGGAGAGGGACAUUGCUUCGGUCGAUGUUCCGUGUACACUUGGUGCGACUAUUGUGGCAAGGAGAUCCCCCUGUGCAAUGAAGCUGUCAGGUGUAAAAAUUGCAAUUAUACCAUUCAUCAAGAGUGUAGGAGCUUCAUUAAGCUUGACUGCCAGCAAGGGGAACAGCUUUCAGCGGAGAAAAUUAGCCUUGCAAAUUCAAUGGUCCAGCCUGGAAGUGAGAAUGUGGCAACAAAAGAAGAACAAAAACCCAAAAUCCUCUCAGAAAAAGAGAUUAAACAAAAAAUUGAAGAAUACAAUGGAAAGGCUAAAAACUGCUUGGGAAUGCGUUUGAAUCAGGAUGGCACAUAUACCGGUUUCAUCAAAGUUCAUCUCAAGCUACGCCGCCCUGUCACGGUCCCAGCUGGUAUCAGACCGCAGUCAAUCUACGAUGUGUUGAAGGAAGUAAAUCCAGCAGAAAUCACCGACAAACGAACAUCGUUUUACCUGCCACUGGAUGCAGUCAAACAACUUCACAUCAGUAGUGUAACCACUGUUAAUGAAGUGAUCACAAGCCUGCUAAAAAAGUUCAUGGUGAUUGAUAAUCCUCAAAAAUUUGCUCUCUUCUACCAGACCAAAAAAGGCAAUGAUGUCAACCUGCAGAAACUUAAAGAAAAUGAGCAUCCUCUUUUAAUCCGUCUUUUGGCUGGCCCGGACACACAUGCCUCAAGUUUUGCAUUGAAGGAGAAUGAAACUGGGGAAGUUGAGUGGGAUGCAUUUAGUGUGCCAGAGUUGCAAAAUUUCCUCAUUAUACUAGAGAAAGAAGAAAAGGAACGGAUCCAACAGGUCCAGCAGAGAUACACCAUGUUUCGACAAAAGCUGGAGCAGACUUUGAAGAUGGUUGGGAAACCUGGAUAAUUGAAUUGCAGACAAGCCAAAACAGAAGCAUAAGACUUAAAUAUUGCUCAGGACAUGUGAGCAGAAUUAUCUCAAGGGACAAGUGCAACAAUAAGACAACAAUAAAUGUUGUUUUUAACUGUACAAGUGUAGAGCUGGUGCCAAGGUUGAGAAAUAUUACUGUACAUAUAUACUGCUCUGGACUGACUUAAAAACAGCUGCUUUUCAUGAGUUUCUAAUUUAACCCUUUGAUUACUGAAGAAACUAUAAUUACAGCAUUUCUAGACAAUUUUUUAAAAAGUCGUCUGUUUGAAGAAUACUGUGAAUUAAAAACCUAUUUUAGGUUCUUUAUUUGCUUGUAGAUAUUCAGUACGGCAAAUUUACAUCAAAUAUAGGUGUGACAGAAGUGAACCUGCAGUUUAGAAGCUGCAGAAAGUAUUCAGUGCUCAAGGGUUGUGCUGGUUAUUCUGCAAUGCACCAAUCAUUGUUUGGCACUUGAGGAGAAGUAUCUAUUGAAAGCAGGAAGCUGCUUUUUGCAUGUUAGACAAAAAUCUUUAAGAUGUUGUCCUUUUUUUAUUAUACAAAAUGUCUGUAACUGUUGCAUGUCUGGGUGCUGAACGGAAUUGUGUAGAAUGCCAGCAUGUAAUUGAAGUUGUCUCAGAACGAAUGCAGCUUUCUCUAUUGAAUGCUUUUAAGGAGAUCUGUAUCAAACAUAGCUUGAAUGAUAAUUAAUAAUGAAGCACUUAUGUGAACUGUCUUUUAAAAGGAACAUUGAAAGAAUAUUUCCAUUAUUUGGUAUUUAUAGCGAAAUCCUAAACAUCCACACCAGAGAGAUUUUUUGGCUUGGAAUCAAAAUAGGCAUUUAAAUACAUAGGGUGAUGCUAUAUCAGAACUCCAUUGCCUUUCCAAUUCCACCACAGUUAAAUUCAGGGGCAAGAAAGCUUGUGGUCAAACUUUCUGCGCUGCUGAAAAUUGAGGCCCUUAUGCGGCCAAUCAGACUACUGAAGGAUCUCAUCCCACUGCAGCUGGUAUUAACUCAGUUGUAGGCAGGCUUUUUGACAUGCUUUGUGCACAACUGUGAGGCUUGCUUAUAGUCUCCCAUAAUGAGGAGAGUUUCAUUAUUCAAGUGUCUUCAGCGUCUGAUUGAGUGAUUCACAAUUGAGGAUGUGGGGACUUCAGAGAGCCACACUCUGUACUUGCUGCUGACCUCUAUACACCCUGACCCUAGAAACAGCAUUGCAGGUCUUUAAAGGUGAGAUCCUCAAAGUUUCCUUAAAAUCUAGAGAAUUGUUUUUGAGUAAAUUCAAUGCUUUAUCCUGUUAAUUUUGUUGUUUCUAUUUGAUCGGCUAUGGGGGCAGUAGAUUUUCUGCUUCAUUUACCAUUUAGGUACUAUCUCCUGAAGUUCAUUUUACUUUCAAAAUUACAUGAAGAUUGAGUUCUAGAUAAUGGAGUGAAUGAGCACAUCACUGAACAGUCCCUUGUACUUUUCCCUCCUGGCAGAUUUGAUGCUGGGCUGAUUUAAUGAGGUGGAAAAGUGGUGGUUGGAUGGCCUUCUGGCUAUGCUAUGAAUUGAGAGCCUUAAGUCAGCAAUUAAUAGCUAAUUAAGGGCUUCAUCCAGCCACCAAUGUAUGGAUCCAGCAGUAGGCAGCAGGAGCAUGGCAAGAAGAUCUCUGUAGGGCUGACUGUGGGAUCCCAGUAGGAAUCCCCUAUUCAAAGGCCUGGAAAGUACAGUUCCUGUAUCAGUCAACCUCUUAAGCUCCUUUCAGCUUUGACCUGGCAUUCCUCAAUGAUCUGACUUCAAGUAGAUGUGGUACAGGAAAUCUGGUGCACUGAUCAAUAGAGCUACUUGCUUUUGGCUGGCAGGCAGGACACCAUCUCUCAAACCAAAUCCUUGAUCUGUGGCAAAAGCAACUCCAAUGCCUGUGGAAAGAUGUGCAGUGGGCCUUUCCUAAAAGGGCUCUUGCUAGGUUUCCAGCUGGUAGCCAAGACCCCACAAUGCCUCCAAAAUUAUGCAUAUCAUUUUAUCAGUUUUGGGAACUGGAACUGAAUUCAAUCCAGACUCUUAAUAGAAUUCUUCUCUCUUCACAGAUUUUGGGUGAAAUGAGUUUGGGCAUUCAUUGGUGGGUGUGAUACUAAUUCUGAAAGCUGUCCCAAAGGCCAAAAGGAUAACCAGCAUAGAAAAUACAAUAUCACACAAUGGAAGUAAAUGAUAUUAAAGUUAAAUGUACUAGGGCACUUUUGGGGGCAGAGUGGAAUUUAACGCUAAUUUGGGGAUUUUGGUAUAGAAGUGUUUCAAUAGUAAUACUUUGUAGUUACAUAAUCUCAGAAGCAGAAGACAAAAUGGAAAUUGAGCCAAAAGGGAAAGAUUGAGGAGGUGGUUUAUCAUAGAAUUCCUACAAUACAGGAAGAGGCCAAUUAGCCCAUUGAGUAUAUCGACCCUCCGAAGAACAACCUAACCCCCACACCCUAUACCUGUAACUCUGCAUUCCCAUGGCUAACCCAGCUAUCCUGCAUAUCACUGGACACUGAGGCAGUUUAGCAUAGCCAAUCCACCUAACCUGCACAUCUUUGGACGAUGAAAUCAGAGGACUCGGACACAAAGACAACAUGCAAACUCCACACAGAAAGGCAAGGGUGAAAUUGAAACCAGGCUCCUGGCGCUUUGAGGCAUCAGUGCAAAACUUGAUUUUUAAGGAUUAAACAGGAGACUUUGGGCAGUCAGUUUCCGGUACAUAAGGGCCUAGACAGCCAAAACCCAAGCCAAGUGGUGUGGAGAGAAAAAAGGCAGUGGUGUCAAGUAUUUAUACUUGAAGAUUACUUUGAUAUAGGUUAUGUUAUCUUCAAGAAUUUUCAAUUAAUUUGAUGACGCUCUAUUGUACUAAUUGGAUAACUUGAUUCAGAUUGCAUUGACAGUAACCAUGUUGUUUAGUUCCUCACACACAUUUCAACCCGGACCCAGGGCUGCACAAUAAAAACUGAUGCUUUGCACUUGGGUGCAUUUACUAAAUUUCAUCAUUCCCAAGUGGUUUGAAGUAUUAUUUUCUCUCUCAACAAUAUGAGAAUCUGCUAACAUAGUCCGAUCAAAUAGCAUUGUUAUUCCAGUGUUAUACAUUGUGGCACUUCAUUUUACACUUGUGCUUUCAAGGAUGAAAUUCAACUUGGAUGAUGGUGCAAAACAGGAGGUAGGAGCACAUUUCACAUUCAAUUGUUUUAUUAUUAUCAAUGGAAAAUUGGUUGAGUGUAAAAUGAGCUUCUAGUGUGCUAGUGUCCAAUUUUCAUUGCUAUCCAAAAAUUUACUGUCCCAAGUAUAUAUUUCAGAGAAAAAUGUUACUGUUUACGCUGUUCUGAUUACUUUGACACAGUGUACAGUAAAGGACCUAUAUAAUUCCAUGAAUAAAAGAAGACUACUGAUUUCAAAUCACUGCACUGGAACGCAACCUUUUCGUGAAGCCAAACUAAACUUCUCCAUUAGUUAUGUAGGCCAAUUUAGCAAAACAAAAUGUAUUCCAUUAUUUUGUUUUCUUUCUUCCUGAUGUUUCAGUUUUGAAAGAGAAAAGGAAACUAUAACUUUUUAGAAUGGAAUAUAUAGGCAAUGUGGUUACUUGUUUCUAGUGCACUUGAAAAUAUAUUAGCUUGUGUCAGAAGUUUGAGUGAAUUUGCAGUUUUUAAACAAGUUGCACAUUUGAUUUCACUUGGAAAAAGAUUGUUACUCUCUAGCCAUAAUAGAAUUUUCUUCCCAAUGUUUUUGUUCAAAAAUUCCCAUAUUGGUCUGAGAAGCUAUGUAUGAGUGAAACUAGAUUCAUCUAGUAUCUUUCAAAUGUUUUACUAAUUAUUAUGCAGGCCACCAGAAUGGGGUAUAAUGUCAUGAAAGGUUUUCCAUUAAUUAUCCUUUUUAAAACCACUCAGAUCUUCUUGGUGGGCUAACUAAUUCUGAAACCCCUUCCUGCAUUGUUUUUUCGACAGCUCAUUUUGCAGUUUAAAUAUCUCGUUUCUUUCCCCAUCGAAUUUUUUUAAAAUAAAAAGUUUGCCCAUCUAACAACUCCUUGGUAAUACUUAGCUGAGCCAUUUGUCAAUGCCAUAUUGCCCAGAAAGCUCAAAGUUUGAGUGAUCUCUUUAUAUCUGAACGCUGUAUGUUUUACUAAAAUGCUGUCAUAAGUUAAACAUAGAUUUCUUCUCAUAUGAAAAUAUUAAGAAGGUCCAAUCUGUAAAGCCAAUAGUUGUAAACUAAUGAAUUAACAUUCAAAAAUAGUUUGACCAUAUGAUGCACACAGCAGAUUCCAAGGUACAGUUUGAAACCUCCCACUAAAGAAGUUCUCCAACUAUGCCAUCCAAUGUUUGCCCUGACUAACAUCACCAAAAGCGGUAAACUGAUUAUGUAUCUUCUGCUUGCAUGUGUAUCUUGCUGUGCACCAAUAAUGAUCAGAAAUACCUACAAAACAAUAGUUAUUAAAACCAAUUUAUUAUUUUUGAAGCAUAAAGUACUUUUUAUGACCCCAGCAUAUUUCAAAGUGCAUAUAACUUUCAGUUUUUGAUUUUAAAAAAUAUGUUCAAUGUAUAGUUAGAUAUUGUAAAGUGGUUAUUAAUGGACAACUGAAUACAUGCUGAGUCACAGCCUGCAUUUUCAUGGAUAGGACAAAACUCCUUUGACAAGAAAUAAUUAAGAUAUUAGAAUACUUCUGCAGUUGAGCCUCCCAAAGAUGAUCAGUGAAGACUAAUAUUCAAUAAAACCUUCUCGUUAACUGCAGGCAGUAUCUCCUUUUUUGAUAGUCCUACAUGUACAGGUUCUGAAGUGUUUAAAAAUUACAUGACCAAACAUUAGCCUUCAGAGGCAAGAAAAUGCAGAUAUUAUUAUAUUUUGCUUUUAAUUUAUUUUGCUCGAUAAAGUUAUCUUACAAAACAGAACAAAUAUUUUAUUGUACAAUGCUGCAGCGUAUUACACCUAUCCCAUAUGGAUGCUUGGUGAUGAAAAAUCUGGUUCAACAAUGAAAAUAAGGGUGUCUGUCUGAUUCUCAAUUUAAGACCAAUUAAUUUGUAGAAAUUGCAUAUCAUUAAGUUUCAUUGGAGAAAAAUUUGGCUUCCAUUCUUUUUAAAUUCCAGGUGUAUUGUUACUGGGGUCUUGACCGUAAAUUCCAGGUUCAAAGGACCUUUCUGAAAGAGUCUUUCAACAAAUAUUGUAACUCCUUCUGAUUAAACAUUUUAAUUAAGAAUCAUGUCCUCUCUUUUCCAAUUUGUUAUGUAAUUUAGUUCUGUAUCAUUUUAAAAAGUCAGAUGGUACAAAUUAACAUUUAGUUUGUUUUCUGACACAAAUCCUGUCUGUUGAAUGUUCUACAUUCUGACAAAAUCAAAUGUUUUAAUUUGUCUGAUGGCAUUGGAUAGGAUUUGUCUCCGUUUUUUUAUAGGCAAUUGAGUAUCUCAAAAGUGCUGUUUCAAGAAGUUCAGGCCUGAUUCUGUUUUCUCAGAAAGCCAGUCAAGCAAGGAUGAAAAUUUUGUCCCUGUUGCUGAAGAUUUGCACUUUGUCACUCUUCCAUAGAUGUUCAUGUGUCAACUUGUUGCCCGUGAUCGCUAUUUGUGUUACUUGUUUUUUGUUACUAUGCGUAUAGAGAUAAUGAGCAGACAAUGAUUUUGCUACCAUGAGCUGUUACCUAAAUGAAAAAGGUCGUUAUUCUUUCUACGUGAAACAAAAUCUCUACGACCAAGUACAUGACCCCAGUGUGAUAAAUGCCCAGCAAUACAAGGCAGUAACUUUUAUACAGAAACAAAGGAAAUUAUUUAAUUUGUAUGAAGGAGGUGAAAGUUCUGGAUUUAUUUUGACAGUGAGGAACACUGCUGGCAAUAAACCACCCUAGGAAACAGUGGAAAUUGCGAUUGUAAGUAUUCAAAUAGCAAUGAACAAUAAAAUGCUGCACUAUUUAGAGAUCGCUGUUUCUGUUCACAUAGAAAUAACAUUAUUAGCCAGCUGCUAAUAGUUGUCUCUGGAAUUGCCCCAUAUUUUCAAUAGAAAAUUAUGUUUGACAAUUGUAAAGACUGGAAAGUUUUGCAAGUACUGUAUUUUGAUUUUCUUUUAUUAA
This is a messenger RNA of Stegostoma tigrinum, 7376 nucleotides long. It is a transcript of the gene rassf5, whose product is annotated as Ras association domain family member 5. The transcript is spliced from 6 exons. Gene Ontology annotation, cellular component: nucleus. The coding region runs from base 40 to 1329 and encodes 429 amino acids. NCBI's taxonomy places the organism in Eukaryota, Metazoa, Chordata, Chondrichthyes, Orectolobiformes, Stegostomatidae. The record is from RefSeq and is a predicted model, not a curated record. Gene Ontology annotation, biological process: signal transduction.